Messenger RNA from Aspergillus ruber CBS 135680, 987 nucleotides. RefSeq lists its product as uncharacterized. The record is from RefSeq and is a predicted model, not a curated record. The transcript is spliced from 2 exons. Bases 1 to 987 code for a protein of 328 amino acids. NCBI's taxonomy places the organism in Eukaryota, Fungi, Ascomycota, Eurotiomycetes, Eurotiales, Aspergillaceae.
AUGGGUGCAGCAGAUAUCUACCUUAGUCAGUGUGAUCACAUAAAUGGAGCUUCCCGUAAAACCCAUUUGGCGCAAUAUUUGAGGCCAGUGAAUGGCUCUGUACUUUGUAUUAGAAGCCAACUUUGCGCAUCGUAUUCAUACUCGCUUCACCUCAACUUUCCUGUCAUACUGCAAAGCGAGUUUGCCCUCCUACUGCCUUUGGCUCUCUAUCACAAAGAUAAUGUGGUGGUGAGUUUUUCGCACAAAAGUGCACGCCACGCUGAGGAUGGCCUAACUGACUUCUCAAUCGUUAGCGACGACUCCAAAUGCUCUUGCCAACCAGCGCCUCCCAAGUCAUCCUCAGAAAAGAUGCAUGCGUUCCUCUUUGGAGAUCAACCCGGCCAGGUCCGCCAGCUGCAUCAUCCAGGUGCAGAACUCGAUAUCCACUGCGACGUGGCCUGCCAUGAAAUGACCCUACGAGAGACCGUCGGCAACGACCCGCGCGCAAACCCAGCCGCGACACGAUACGACGUGCAUCUCAACCCGAAGAACUCGUGUCUUCUGAAUCUCGAAGGUCUUGCAGACAACUCCAUCAUGUUGACGGUCGAGAUACGAGAUGAAGCCUGUAAAACCCGCGGUCAUGGCUUGCGCUUGGAAACGAAAGCUUGGAGUUUUAGACCGACAUACACAGACAGCAAACUACACAAUGAAUUUUAUCUAUGCGAUUGGCCCAGGAUGAUCCUUCGGAUACACCUUCCAGAGAGCCGGUUCUGGGGUUGGAAGACUGUAGCAAUGCUGCUUGUGACAUUUGAACGGCUCACUUGGGAUGGUUUGCGCAUCGUCGCGGAUAUCAAAGACAUGACUCUGGCGGAUCUCAAUUGGCGGCAGAUCGAACAGAGUAUGCGGAAUGGGAGCAAAAGGAAUGUAUUGGCCAGGGAAAUGACCAGGGAAGAGAGGAUGAAAAGUGAGCGUGCUGUAGAGCCAGGCCCUUAUGAAUUGUGGUUCUAG